Molecule: messenger RNA, 4363 nt
Organism: Rosa chinensis
Lineage: Eukaryota; Viridiplantae; Streptophyta; Magnoliopsida; Rosales; Rosaceae
Product: histidine kinase 3
Exons: 12
Coding region: 657-3776 (1039 amino acids)
Biological process (GO): phosphorylation; phosphorelay signal transduction system
Molecular function (GO): phosphorelay sensor kinase activity
Source: RefSeq, a predicted model, not a curated record
AUUUUUUUUUUUGGGAAUUUUUAAUUUUUUCUUUCUUUCUUUCUUUCUUUCUUUCUCCUGGGUGGGAUGUUUUGGAUAGAUAGAGAAUGGCCUGUGCUAGCAGACAUUUCUACCAUCAUGUUCUUCUUCUUCUUCUCAUUUUUCUCUCACAGAUUCUUCUUCAUUCUUAAAUGCCCAUGAAUCCUCAGUUCUCAGCUUCUUGUUCUUCUUCUUCUUAUACCACCCUCUUUAUUCCUUGUAGUGCUAGAUCUCUACAGCUUGGUUUACUUGAGAGUCAAACCUCAGCUACAUGCUUGUGGGAUUUCAUGAAUUUAAGGCCUACUCUUCUUCACUAACUGAGAUUCUGUGUUGGGGGGUUGCUGUACGUGUUUGUGAUUUGAUUACUGUAAUUGGGAAUCUUGGUUGCCCAGUUUGGCCCAAUGCUUGAUUUGGGCUUUAGGAUUAAAAGCCAGAAUCUUUUUGGAUUCUGUGUUGCUAGUAGUGUGUGAAUUUAUUGUCUUUCACUCUCAGAGAGUUUGAAGCUGUUUUGGGUGGAUAAGGUAGCAGCACACCCACCACAACAUCCGCAUCCUUUAUAGACCUGCCUGAAUUUGCAAGUGAGUCACUUCAUCAUAUUGGCACUGUUUCUAGCUAACUUGGGUUGGGUGGUCCUGUGGAUGAGUUUGCUUCAUGUCUUCGGGUUCGGUUUAAAAGUGGGGCAUCUACUUUGGAUGCUAUGUUGCUGGAUUGUUUCUGUGAUUUCCAUGAAUUGGUACCUUAAUGGUGGAAUUAUGGACACCAAGAGUGGUAGUUUGCUUGGUGAUGGCGCCAAUAUGUGCCUCAAAUUGUGGGAGAAGAUCCCAUUGAACAUUACUAAGAUCCGCCAUCAUUACUACCAGUAUAUUGGGUCCAAGAGAGUUCAGAAGACUUGGUGGAAGAGGCUCUUGGUUUCCUGGGUGGUUGGUUGGACUAUUGCUUGCUUUUGGAUCUUCUGGUACAUGAGCUCAGUGGCUGCUGAGAAGAGGAAAGAGACUCUUACGAGUAUGUGUGAUGAGAGAGCCAGGAUGCUGCAGGAUCAGUUUAAUGUGAGCAUGAACCAUAUUCAGGCCAUGUCGAUUCUCAUCUCGACAUUCCACCACGCCAAGUAUCCAUCUGCAAUUGACCAGAGAACUUUUGCGAGGUACACUGAAAGAACUGCUUUUGAGAGACCUCUUACAAGUGGUGUGGCAUAUGCUGUAAGGGUGCUCCACUCGGAGAAAGAACAAUUUGAGAAGCAGCAAGGCUGGACUAUCAAGAGAAUGGAUACCCUCGAACACAACCAAGUCCAUAAGAAUGACUAUACCCCAGAAUUGCUGGAGCCACCCCCAAUUCAGGAAGAAUAUGCUCCUGUCAUAUUUGCUCAGGAUACCGUUGCACAUGUCAUUUCUUUCGAUAUGCUGUCUGGGAAGGAAGAUCGAGAUAAUGUGUUGCGCGCAAGAGAAUCAGGAAAGGGGGUCUUGACUGCUCCAUUUCGGCUGCUUAAAACUAAUAGGCUUGGAGUAAUACUGACCUUUGCUGUCUACAAGAGAGAUCUACCUUCAAAUGCAACUCCAAAUGAAAGAAUUCAAGCAACCGAUGGGUAUCUAGGCGGAAUCUUUCAUAUUGAGUCACUUGUGGAGAAGUUACUUCAACAACUUGCAAGCAAGCAAACUAUCCUUGUCAAUGUGUAUGAUACUACCAAUCAUUCGGAGCCAAUCAGCAUGUAUGGUUCAAAUGUUUCAGAUGAUGGAUUGCGGCAUAUUAGUACCUUAAAUUUCGGAGAUCCCUUAAGGAAGCAUGAGAUGCACUGCAGAUUCAAACAUAAGCCACCGUGGCCGUGGUUAGCCAUCACAACUUCAAUUGGGAUCCUUGUGAUUGUGUUGCUUGUUGGGCAUAUUUUUCAUGCAACUGUAAAUAGGAUUGCCAAAGUGGAAGAUGAUUUCCAUAAAAUGAGCGAUCUCAAGAAACAGGCCGAAGCUGCUGAUGUUGCCAAAUCUCAGUUCCUUGCAACUGUAUCCCAUGAGAUUAGAACCCCAAUGAACGGUGUCCUAGGUAUGUUGCACAUGCUUAUGGAUACAGAUCUAGAUGUAACUCAACAAGAUUAUGUCAGAACUGCCCAGGGUAGUGGAAAAGCCCUAGUCUCACUUAUAAAUGAGGUCUUGGACCAGGCAAAAAUUGAAUCUGGUAAGCUGGAGCUCGAGGCAGUGCGUUUUGAUCUGCGAGCAAUUUUGGAUGAUGUUUUGUCACUGUUUUCUGGGAAGUCUCAAGAAAAAGGAGUGGAGCUGGGAGUAUACAUCUCAGAUCAGGUUCCUGAAAUGCUUAUUGGUGAUCCUGGAAGGUUUCGGCAAAUUAUUACCAAUCUCAUGGGGAAUUCGAUCAAAUUCACAGAGAAAGGACACAUCUUUGUCACUGUCCAUUUGGUUGAGGAGCUGAUUGACUCGAUAGACGUUGAGACUGAAUCAUCAUCGAAAAACACUUUGAGUGGGUUCCCUGUUGCGGAUAAACGCUGCAGCUGGGAAGGAUUUAGGGGUUUCAGUGAAGAGGGAUCUGCAAGCUCGUUCUCAUCGUCGUCUGAUGUCAUCAAUCUUAUUGUGUCUGUUGAGGACACAGGGGUUGGAAUCCCUCUAGAAGCCCAAUCUCGUGUUUUCACUCCUUUUAUGCAGGUGGGACCAUCUAUCUCACGGACACAUGGUGGCACAGGAAUUGGACUAAGCAUAAGCAAGUGUUUAGUUGGCCUCAUGAGAGGGGAGAUUGGUUUUGUGAGCAUUCCCAAGGUUGGUUCCACAUUUACAUUUACCGCUGUUUUCGCCAAAGCCCGCUGUGAUUCGAAUGAAUUUAAGAUCCAGCAAAUCAACAGCCAAGCAAAUGCUGCAUCCUCAGACUUUCAUGGCAUGACAGCAUUGGUUGUGGAUCACAGACCUGUGAGGGCCAAGAUGUCAAGAUAUCAUAUCCAGAGGCUUGGAAUUCGUGUUGAAGUCGCUUCUGAGUUGCAUCAGGCUUUGUCUUGCAUAAGCUCUGGGAAUACAACUAUAAAUAUGGUCCUUGUUGAACAGGAGGUUUGGGAUAAUGAUUCAUGCAGUUCAGCUCUCUUUAUUGAUAACUUAAAGAAACUUAAAUGUCCGGUUCCUCCUAAGCUGUUCCUUCUUGCCAAUUCUAUAAGCAGUUGCAGAACAAGCUUUGUGAAUUCAGGUGUCUGUACGCCAAGUAUUAUCAUGAAGCCUCUCAGGGCAAGUAUGCUUGCUGCCUCACUACAAAGAGCCAUGGGAAUUGGUAACAAGGGUAAUACACGGAAUGGUGAGCUCCCAAGUUUGUCUCUCCGCAAUCUUCUACUUGGAAGAAAAAUUCUUAUUGUGGAUGAUAAUAAAGUGAACCUCAUAGUAGCUGCUGGUGCUUUGAAAAAGUAUGGGGCUACAGUGAAGAGUGCAGACAGCGGUAAAGAGGCAAUCUCACUGCUUACACCACCCCAUAGUUUUGAUGCCUGCUUCAUGGAUAUCCAGAUGCCGGAAAUGGAUGGUUUUGAAGCUACGAGGAGAAUACGCGACAUAGAACGCAAUGUCAGCAAUAGUAUUCAACAUGGCGAGGUUUCUGCGGAGGACUAUGACAAUAUUUUAUCAUGGCAUGUACCCAUUCUGGCCAUGACUGCAGAUGUUAUUCAGGCCACCCAUGAGGAAUGCACAAGGUGUGGAAUGGAUGGAUAUGUUUCUAAACCAUUUGAAGCUGAACAGCUUUAUCGAGAAGUUUCACGUUUUCUCCAAUCUCCUGCAAAAGGUACUUCGUAGAGAGGACUUCAAUCGAUGAGGACCUGCUGAGGGCAUUGGCACAAGCAUCUCUUCCCCAGGACACUGUAAAUGGAUUCAGAGUUUUCCCAGUAGAUAGCAUUUCCUAGUAGCAGAGAGUGUAUAUAGGAGCCCUGCUCGAUUAGUUGGGAUUUGAGGUUUUUCUGUUCACAUAUCCCUUACCAGAUUCAAAGCUGGUUCAUUUUUCCUUGUAAAGUUGAUCGAUCUCCAUGCCUUUCACUGAAGUUGGUCAGUAACAUGGAACUUCUAAGUUCCAGAGAUCCUGAAUCCAACUACUUUAAAGUGAGAGAAGUACAAGCCUUGUGUGUGGUGAAUAGGAAGCACUGGGUUUGCAUAUUCCCAUCGCAAAUGUAAUAAUACAAGUUGCAGUGAUUGAAAGAUAUAUCACCCUUUUCUGAGUAUCAGUGUAUUGUAUAGAUUGAUUUGGCAGAGAGGAGUAAUUGUAGCUUUAUUGGGAAGCAGAUGGAGAAUGCACAAUGUAUAUUGCAAAGUUAAUAAAGAUGUGUAAUCAGAUUCUUUUGCUUUCGCGGUUUCCUCCCUAUCAGUUACAAAAGUUUGAUUCUGUCUUA